This is a messenger RNA of Quercus robur (English oak), 2393 nucleotides long. RefSeq lists its product as uncharacterized. The transcript has 8 exons. The record is from RefSeq and is a predicted model, not a curated record. NCBI's taxonomy places the organism in Eukaryota, Viridiplantae, Streptophyta, Magnoliopsida, Fagales, Fagaceae. The coding region runs from base 167 to 1972 and encodes 601 amino acids.
AUUAUAUAUUCGUACCCGCCAUUCACACACACACAGAGUCAGAGAGAGUCUGUAAAAUCUAUCAUUCACAUUUUUAGCGUUUUGAGUUUUUUCGGGUUUUAAGUGUGAAUGCGAUGUGAGAGAGGGAAUUGAAAAAGCUGCUUACACUGAAACUUACAUAUAUACAAUGCCGGAGAUAGGGUUUCAAGAGCAGCAAGUCUCGUCGAGAUCAUCAGGAUUGAGAGCUCAUCGCGAUGCUAGUCCUGAUUCUGUGAUCUUCACUCUCGAAUCCAACUUCAGCUUGUUUUCUUCGGCUUCGGCUAGCGUCGAUCGCUGCUCUUUCGCCUCCGAUGCUCACGAUCACGACUCUUUCGCCUCCGAAAUCUCUCUAUCGGUGCAGCAUUUAACAGAUAAUCAUCAUCACGAGAGUUUGAGUGGUCCAGAUCCAAAUCCAGAUCCAAACAACAAACAGCACAGUCGUUUUUUCUCUAAAAGAGGAGAAAAAUCAAAAGCUCAAAAAGAAGACAAUAAUAAUGAUGGAGACUUUGAAGACGAAUCUCCUCCACUAGAUUCUGCGAGAAGCUCUUUCUCUCUUGCUCUCAAAGAGUGCCAGGAUCGGAGAUCCAGAUCUGAAGCGCUAUCGAAGAAGCUAGAUAGAAGAAGACCAGCUUCGUUGGAUCUAAACAAUGCUACAACCGCCGCCGCCGCGUCCUCGCCGCGAUUGGCAUCGAUGAAAAAGGCCUCGGCGAUUUCGUCUCGGAAAUCCGGCGGUACGUUUCCGAGUCCCGGUACGCCGAAUUAUCGGCACGCGAGUGUAGGAAUGCAGAAAGGUUGGAGCUCAGAGCGAGUACCAUCGCACUCGAAUGGUGGUGGUGGUGGUGGUGGUGGCGGUGGUAACCGUAGACAACUAGCUACUAGUACUUCGUUGUUACCUUUCAACAAUGGAAGGACUUUGCCUUCGAAAUGGGAAGAUGCAGAGAGGUGGAUUUUCAGUCCGGUAUCGGGAGAUAACGGUAGUUCGAGGAAUUCAGUUCAGCCUCAGCAGCCGCUGCCGCAGCAAAGGCGGCCUAAGUCGAAGAGCGGACCGCUCGGGCCGCCUGGGGUUGCGUAUUACUCGCUGUAUUCGCCGAUAUUUGAUGGAGGGAACGUGGGGAAUUUUGUGAUGGCGGGGUCUCCGUUCUCGGCCGGAGUCAUGGCGGCCGAUGGAUUGGCCAUGCGUGGCGGCGGCUGUGGUGGUGGUGGUGGCAAUGGUGGAGGGUUUAUAGGAAGGAAUGAGCCUUGCAUGGCUAGGUCGGUUAGUGUGCAUGGGUACUCUGAGAUGCUGAACCAGUCUUCAUUGCCUGGGUCAAGAGAUGAAAAAAAUGAUGGGGUCAAGGAUGCUGGCACUGAUAUAUCUAGUGGUGUGUCGAGAAGGGACAUGGCAACCCAGAUGAGCCCAGAGGGUAGCUCUCAUUCAUCUCCCGAAAGGAGGCUUUCAUUCUCUAACUCCAAUCCCUCUGCCCUGCCUAUAAUGGAGUUGCAGAGUGUUCCGUCCUCUAAAUUGGAAGUUAGGGAUGUGCAGGUAGAUGAACGUGUCACCAUGACUAGGUGGUCCAAGAAACAUAAAGCCCGAUUUCCUGGGAAGGGUUCAGACAAUGUUGAUAACUGGAAAAAGAAAGAUUUGGAUGCUCAAUCAUCAGAUUGGGAUAUAAAGACAAUUUCCAAGUUGAAAAGAGAGGAAGCCAAAAUCAAUGCAUGGGAGAACCUGCAGAAGGCAAAAGCUGAGGCAGCAAUACGCAAACUAGAGAUGAAGCUCGAAAAGAAAAGGUCAUCAUCUAUGGACAAGAUUAUGAACAAGCUCAGAUCGGCUCAGAAGAAAGCUCAAGAAAUGAGGAGUUCAAUGCUGGCCAAUCAGGCCCAUCAAGUUACUGGGGCUUCCCAUAAGGCGAUAUCAUUCUGCAGAACCCGUCAGAUGGGCUCUUUGAGUGGUUGUUUCACUUGCCAUACUUUCUAAUGCCUCAUCGAGUAAUAUGCAUUCGCCCAUAAUAGCAGGUUACAGUAGAGUGGAAAAUGGAGUGCAAGAACAUGAAUGAAUGGUGUACAGUAGAGGAAAAAUAUUAUUUUGACACUAAUUCAGUGUUGAUGCAGUUUUUGUGGUGGUCUGAAGCACUGGUUCCCCUAUCAAGGUUCCCAAUAGGAUGUGAGACCCCAGUAAACACAAUCUUGGGGAUUCAAUGGUUAAUAAUGCAUGUAUGUAUGUAAAUCAAUCUUUAGAUUUUUCUUUUUCUCUUUGGGAAUGUUUUUUUCACCAUGACAUUUUGUCGUACACGUGGAGAUACCACUCAUCUAAUUAAGCUCUAGUUUUUAUCAAAGCUUGAAAGUGACUAGGUUAUGUGCACUCUGCAUUAUUAUGAUUGAUUUGUUAAAUUUUGAAA